UUUGGUAACAGAAAGUGAAACUUACUGACAGUCACUGAUUCCUAGAGGAGAAAUGGCGCAGCAAUUGAUUCAGCUGGAUCAAGAAAAACUGAACUGUUCAAUCUGUCUGGAUCUUCUAAAAGAGCCGGUGACUAUUCCCUGUGGACACAGCUACUGUAUGAGCUGUAUUAAAACCUGCUGGGAUGAGGAUGAUCAGAAGAAAACACACAGCUGCCCUCAGUGCAGGAAGAGCUUCACACCGAGGCCAGCCCUGGUGAAAAACAUCAUGUUUGCAGAGUUAGUGGAGGAGGUGAAGAAAGCAAAUAGAUCUACUUCACCUGAUCAUUUCUACGCUGGACCUGGAGACGUGGCCUGUGAUUUCUGCACUGGGAGGAAGUUGAAAGCCUUCAAGUCCUGUCUGAUGUGUUUGGCCUCUUACUGUGAACAGCACAUUCAGCCUCACUACGAUGUAGGUCCUUUAAAGAAACACACGCUGGUCGAAGCCACUUCAAAGCUUCUGGAGAACAUCUGCUCUCGCCAUAAUGAGGUGAUGAAGAUUUUCUGCCGCACUGAUCAGCAGUGUAUCUGUUAUCUCUGCUCCAUGGAUGAACACAAAGGCCACGACACAGUCUCAGCUGUAGUAGAAAGGGCUGAGAAGCAGACAGAGCUCGGGGUGAGUCGUAAAAAAAUCCAACAGAGAAUCCAAGACAGAGAGAAAGACGUGAAGGUGCUUCAACAAGAGGUGAAGGCUAUCAAUCUUUCUUCUGAUAAAGCUGUUAGUAAGAGUGAGAAGAUCUUAACCGACUUCAUUUGUCUCAUUGAGGAAAAAAGGUCUGAAGUGAAGCAGCAGAUCAGAUCCCACCAGAAAACUGAUGUGAGUCGAGUCAAAGAGCUCGAGGACAAGCUGCAGCAGGAGAUAACUGAGCUGAGGAGGAAAGAUGCUGAUCUGGCGCAGCUCUCACACACAGAGGAUCACCUCCAUUUUCUGAACAACUACUCCUCUCUGUCACAUCUGAGUGAAGCAACACGUUUACCCAGCAUCAAUCCUCAAUCACAGCCAUAUUUUGAGGAUGUGACAGCGGCAGUGUCAUGGGUCAGAGAUAAACUGCAGGCAGUUCUGAAUGAGGAGUGGGAAAAGGUCUCGUGGACAGUGACUCAAGUCGAAGUUUUACCGCUGCAAGGAGAACCUAAGACCAGAGCUGAGUUCUUGAGAUAUUCACAAGAAAUCACACUGGAUUCAAAUACAGCACACACACGUUUGUCAUUGUGUGUCAGGAACAGAAAAGCCACAUUAAUGAAUGAGGACCAGCUAUAUCCAAGUCACCCAGACAGAUUCCUUGAACUGUGGCAGGUCCUGAGUACAGAGGGUCUGACUGAACGUUGUUACUGGGAGGUGAAGUGGAGUGGUAAAGUUUCUAUAGCAGCUGCAUACAAGGAUAUCAGCAGAACAGGGCCCAGGAACAAUUGUAGAUUUGGAUUCAAUGACAAAUCCUGGGCAUUAAGAUGUUACAAUGGUACUUAUGAAUUCAGACAUAACAAUAAAUCUACCUCCAUCCCAGGCCCUCGGUCCUCCAGAAUAGGAGUGUACCUGGAUCACAGGGCAGGUACUCUCUCUUUCUACAGCGUCUCUAGAACCAUGAAUCUCCUCCUCAGAGUCCAGACCACCUUCACUCAGCCUCUCUAUCCUGGUUUCUGGCUUCCAGGUUCUGCGGGAGACACUGCUGAGUUGUGUGAACUCAAGUAGACAGGAGUAAUUACACAGUUUCAUCUGCUACACACAGUGAGGGUUAAACUACCUGGCAAAUAUGUACCUUUGAUAUCUGACCUUUAUUUUGAAAAGACAUGUUUAAAUUGAAUAAGCUUGUCAUCAUAUUCUGUACAUGGGGAAUAAUACACACCUGAAAAACGACCGAUGAAAAACUGUUACGAUAUCAGUGGGCUUAAUUAUAUUUGUGUUAAAAGAACAACACAUGUAAGACUUCAAAUAACUCUUCUUACUUACUCUCUUACUCAUAUGUUUAUGGAUGUAACUCAUAUAAUUUUUUGUUUACAUGUUUAAUCACUAUAUUUAUAUUCUGUUUG
Messenger RNA from Seriola dumerili (greater amberjack), 2061 nucleotides. Its product is annotated as E3 ubiquitin/ISG15 ligase TRIM25-like. The coding region runs from base 53 to 1723 and encodes 556 amino acids. Lineage: Eukaryota; Metazoa; Chordata; Actinopteri; Carangiformes; Carangidae. The record is from RefSeq and is a predicted model, not a curated record. The transcript has a single exon. Gene Ontology annotation, molecular function: zinc ion binding; protein binding.